This is a messenger RNA of Plodia interpunctella (Indianmeal moth), 1889 nucleotides long. RefSeq lists its product as uncharacterized. The coding region runs from base 69 to 1427 and encodes 452 amino acids. The record is from RefSeq and is a predicted model, not a curated record. NCBI's taxonomy places the organism in Eukaryota, Metazoa, Arthropoda, Insecta, Lepidoptera, Pyralidae. Gene Ontology annotation, molecular function: protein binding. The transcript is spliced from 9 exons.
UGACAAAUCCUUUCAAAUUAUCAACAUGUCAGCUGUAAAUUGAAAGUCUCAAAGGAAGGAUAUAUAAAAUGAACGAUUUACUGCAAAAACAUGGGUGUUCUGUGGUAUUCAGCGUCCCUGACGGACUCAAGGAACUCAUGGCGGAUAUUACACGGGAGGUUCUCCGCGAUCAACCUGAGAAGAUAUAUGACUACAUAACCAACUACCUCUCAGUUUUGAUUCUGACACGCGAGCACGGUCUUUUAGCGGUCAAGCUGCUAGAUGAUCUGUGUGAUUGUCGACCAACUGUCUCCGAGCAUCUGCUGCAGCUCGGCAUGGAGCGAGAUGUGGCUUCGGCCCUCUCUCAGGUUAUCAAGGAGGAGAUUGAGGUCUUUGAACCUGUUGACGGGAAAGAAAAGGUAAAAGAGAUGCUAAUCAUGAAGAAGAUCCUGGCGCGGGUUAACCUAGACGAGGACAUGGCGGAGAGGGUUUGCCAGGUCAGCAGGAACGCCUACCGUGACUACUGGUACCGGAAGAAGCUCAUGGAACAGGCUCUGAAAUCUCAACCAGAGGAGCCUUGGCAGAUUGCGGCUGAAAGAACUUUGGAGAUUUACAAGAAAACGAAGCCUUCAUAUACUGAACUCAACAGAGCUACUCAGAAGAUACAGGCAGCUUACCGAGGCUACUAUGUCCGCAAGAACCUUCUACGCCACCUGAAGUUGAAGCCUAAGAAGACUGGACCGAAAGUGGAUCUGCCAGGACCACCGUUAGACGUAGCUGGUUCAAGGACCAUGGAACUUGGGCCUGUUAUAGUUUUAAAUGUUAAAGAGGACGACGUCACGGGAAUAUACGAAAAGCACGCCAGUAAGAAAUUAGGACUACAAUAUGACCCAAUGAAGACAUUAACUCACGUGGAAGUGAUCCCGGAUGGGUCGAAGACGCCUUCAGCAAGACCCAGCGAACUUAUGGCCAGGAGGGUUUCUGUAGUAGUGGCGAAAGAUUCUGUCGCUGACUCAAUCAAAUCGAGUGGGUUGAAGCCCAGAGCCAGUAUAAUAGCUCCGACAAUGAAAUCUAGACCAAGUAUUAUAUCUUCGACCGCGAAGUCAAGACCAAGUAUAAUCGCUCCAACGAUGAAAUCCAGACCAAGUAUGGUAUCUGGUGGGCUCGCAACGACUACGCCAAUUCCUUCUGGGCACAGAAUUUCUUUCGCCCCAGCAAGCAUACCAUUUCACUUUGAUGUUGAUGCUGAUGAUGAUACUGAUGACGAUGACAUACCUGAAGAGAUUGUUCCUCCAUUGAUUGAAAUAGCGCCAGAGGUUCCAGAUGAAGCUCCAGAUUCGAGGAGCGAAGGUGAUGGGAGAAGCACGCCAUCAUCAGCACCGCCAUCCUCCACACACUCGCCUGCACCGGCUUCUACGCCUCACACAGACGUCACAGACGAAGAAUGAGCAGGAGCACUUGAUUUUACUUAGCUUGCUACUCACAGCAAUUCCAAAAGCCAUGUGUUACUAUUUGAUUUUACAAUAUAAAAAAGUAUUACCACAGGUUGGCAAACGCUAACCCGAUUAAGACAUCGUUAUUUUUGAAUCAAUUUUAAAGUCCUUUCAAUUCUUUGCUUCUAUGUGUGUAGCGUAAGUACUUACAUGCAUCUCUUUCUAGAUCUGCGAAGUGAAUGGGAGUGAAUGGGAGUUAUUAUGCAAAUAUGAAAUACUGUUUUGUUUCACAUACUAUGUUUUUCGUCAUGUACUUCCAUUUUGAGAGCUACUACUCUGUAUUUUGAAUUUAAAGCAUUGUAAACGUUAUUCACAUUAAUGUUUUUAACACUACAAAUGGCUUUCUUUUAUUUUCCUUAAAAGCGCGUUUUGUUAGUUUUGUGUAGUAACAUAUUUACUUUUAUAAAAAGACAAAGG